CACCUGCAGCUCUCAAUCUGCCUCUUCCUGGCCCACCUGCUCUUCCUCACAGCCAUCGACAGAACUGAGCCUAAGGUGCUGUGCGCCAUAAUCGCAGGUGCCUUACACUACCUCUACCUGGCUUCCUUCACCUGGAUGCUGCUGGAGGGCCUGCACCUCUUCCUCACCGCGCGCAACCUGACGGUGGUCAACUACUCCAGUGUGAGCAGGUUCAUGAGGAAGGUCAUGCUCCCUGUGGGCUACGGAGUCCCAGCUGUGAUUGUGGCCAUUUCUGCAGCAUCCAGGCCUCACCUUUAUGGAACACCUACCCGAUGCUGGCUCAGCACCCAAAAUGGAUUUAUAUGGACCUUCCUUGGCCCCGUCUGCACCAUCUUCUCUAUUAACUUGGCUUUCUUUCUGAUGACCUUCUGGAUUCUGAAAACCAAGCUCUCCUCACUCAACAGGGAUGUGUCCACCCUCCAGAACACAAGGAUGCUGACAUUUAAAGCGACAGCUCAGCUCUUCAUCUUGGGCUGCACAUGGUGUCUGGGAAUCCUGCAGGUGGGUCCAGCUGCUCACGCCAUGGCCUAUCUCUUCACCAUCAUCAACAGCCUGCAGGGCGUCUUCAUCUUCCUGGUGUACUGUCUCCUCAGCCAGCAGGUCCAGGAGCAAUACAGGAAAUGGUUCAAAGGGAUCAAGGAAUCCAAAGCCAUCUCUGAGAAGUAUACACUCUCCAGCAGGGCGAUGUCUGAAGUCUCCAAACACAAUGUGGAGAAUGAAAUUAACAACUAAACCAGAUGAUCCUGUCUACUGGAAAAUGAGGGAAACACUGAACUGUCAUCCUUUGGGCAAAGAAUAUAGAAAAUGCUUUUUGUAUCUGCUAUAAGUAACUCUUCAUGGCACUAUUGUGGGAGAAAAGUAUACAGGAAAUGUUUGACAUUCAGUUGCUAGAGAAUUGGGGCCUUCUGGUCCACUCAGCAUGCUUAGCCGAAUCCCAGCACAGUCAAGGAGCUAUGACCUAAUUCCUCAGUUGUCUUGGGUUAAGCUCUCCACUCCACCCUGUUUUUCUUCAAAAGUGUUCCUCAGUUAAAUAUAUAUAACAAGGAAAACCAUCAUCAAAGGUCUACCUUAUAACAACAUAGAAGAGUAAAGUUCAGUUAAAUACCUGUAUUUGGCCUCCCUACCUACAUGCCUUGACUUCUUCACUCUUCAUUUCUAAAGACUUACUAAUUUUUAAUUUAAAAAUAUUUCUCUUACUCACCAUGUGCUGUACACAGAUCAAGACAGAUCCAGUUCCUGAUUUCACAAAGCUUAUAUGUAAAAAAAAAUGUUAGAGUAAAAUCAAUAGAGUUUCUACAUCCUUACAUUUUAUAAAUUUGAGUUGUGUGCAAUAUAUAUGUAUUAUUUCAUCUAGGCAAAACCCAAUUCAAAGCAAUUUCACCUGGAAGAAUUUCCCUAGGGUUUCCAUGGACCACAUUUGUUUAAUUGUGGGAAAUGCCUGUAAAUGGGUAUAACAUUAAAAACAUCCAUGAGUCCAUAGUGAUACCUAAAAAUAUCAGCUAAUAAUUGUAAAAGAUGAGAUAAAAUUAGAAAAUCAUGAUUUUUCAAUAUCAAGUAAAUGGCCACUAAAACAAAAUGUAAAAGGCUGUUGGAUUGCAGGCUACUCCCACACUGCCAAAAAAAAA
Messenger RNA from Myotis davidii, 1664 nucleotides. RefSeq names its product adhesion G protein-coupled receptor E2. The record is from RefSeq and is a predicted model, not a curated record. The transcript has 7 exons. The annotation marks the transcript as partial. Gene Ontology annotation, biological process: cell surface receptor signaling pathway; adenylate cyclase-activating G protein-coupled receptor signaling pathway. NCBI's taxonomy places the organism in Eukaryota, Metazoa, Chordata, Mammalia, Chiroptera, Vespertilionidae. Gene Ontology annotation, cellular component: membrane. Gene Ontology annotation, molecular function: G protein-coupled receptor activity.